Molecule: messenger RNA, 3486 nt
Organism: Monascus purpureus
Lineage: Eukaryota; Fungi; Ascomycota; Eurotiomycetes; Eurotiales; Aspergillaceae
Source: the annotation of a GenBank genome assembly
AUGCCUGUCGAUAAUUCCGUCGCCUAUGUGGCUGCAGAGCGCAGCAAGUCCAUCCGGAAGCCGCAUUGGCGAGAGAAAUUGUUCUCCAAGGACAAGAACAAGGGCACCUCGGAAGCGCAGAUCGAAGCCUUCCUGGGCACUGCUCGUGCUAGUCCGACGCCGACGGACGUCCCGCCGGCCGCUCCUAGUCUCCCCAAACCAGUCCCCGCACCGCGUCUUAACAUUUCCACCCACAACUGGCCAUCCUCGCACGAUCUCUCGAGCCCGUCCCCCGUCUCCAACCCGUCGUCUGCCCCCGAUCCGUAUGCGCCGGUGAAGGCUCCGAACAAACCCAAAUCCGGUCGUCGCAGAGGGUUGAGGGUCAGGUUCAGCAAUCGGGGGCCGGACGUGAUCGGCGAAGGUGGUGAUGAAGCGGAAGACCCUCCACUUCAUAUAUCCGUGUCCCACAAUCGCUCACGCAGCUCCAGCUCCGACCAGUCUGAGUACCUGUCGCCGCAGCAGGAGCGCUUCUCCCCUCCCACACUGCCCCAGCUUCGGAUUAACACCGUCGCAUCGUCACGCGACCAAGGAAAGGAUAACGCGAAAGGCCUUCAUGCGGAUGACUGGCGGCCUCUCCUUCACAACCCCCAGGAUGCAGAGUUGCUCAUGGCGUUGGGCUCUGGAAGAAGCGGAUCGCGUCUGUCCUUCCGAGCUUCGCCCGAAUCCAACUCGUUUGCCCAACGAGUACGGGCGAGGAUGCAAGCGGAAGAAGGACGCGCUCUCCAGAAGGGGUACAACGAGCCAUCCUCCCCUUCGAACGGGGAGGAGCCGGAUUCCCAUGAGUUCGUUACCGUUCCUACGAGUCCUAGUUCAUUGUUUGGGACCUCUCCCGUCGCUGCCAAAACUGGCCCGUUCAACGUUUCCCAUACCCCUCACCCGGCUCUUGCGAUACAUAAACAGAGCGACGCCAGUCCGGUCGAAAGCCCGAUCGACCGCCGUCCGUCCCCGAACCGUUUCCCCGCGGCGUCUACUCCAAAGCACUCCCCUCCACAACCAGGCCCUGUACCUGCGGAACCGCCCACUUACAGCCGUCCAUUAAAUGCGGAGAAUAGAAACAAGUCCACCUCGCGGAGUCCUCAACCGUUGCCUCAGCCGCCCUUCGAACCGUCCCCCAAGCCGGCACCCCAACCGGUAUCGCAACCUCCGAAAGCAUCCCUGCGUUCCAUCGCCAAUCAAUUCGGCGAAAUCGCGUUCGAUGAGCUCGAGACGUACGUGGCAAGAUACUCGGACAUGUUCAAAAUUGCGGCCGAACAUUCCAAGCCAUUGGCCGAAACUUCACUGCCCGAAUGGAUCAGAGCUGCCGUGUGGUGGUUCUUACGCGGAAAGAAAAGACUGGAAUCGUAUGCACGCACCCCAUCGUCCAGUCCGGUCGGGGCGGAGCAGGCGGUACUCGACCUUGGGAAGGCCUUAUGGAUCAACCAACAUGUUAUCCCCCAGAACUCUGAAUUGCAGCGGUACGGUGUGACCAGUGUGGAUGCUCUGUUCGCGGUAGCGAACACGACUGGCGAUACGAAAAUAUCCGAGAUCCUGAGCCAGUAUCAGGCCCUGAUGAGUCACAUACGCUCUCUGGCCAUCUCAAUCAAACGACACAGCAUUCUGUCGACUAUUUCUUCACACCCGACAUCCACAGAUCGUCUGGAUACAAGUUUGUGGCUGGAAUAUCCCAUGUUCGCUCCUGAUGUCUCUGCCGUCCUGUCCGGUAUGUCUUCCCGGUCGAUGUUAGUGGAACGGGCCGGAAAGACCCCUAGCACGGCACAUAUGAUGCCCGUCGGGGACACUUCCCGUUUUUUCAGCUAUGGAAAUAUGUUUGUGGAGGUAUACGUGAGCUCCAGGGACGAUGACGAUUCUCAAUCGGACGCGAUGCCAUGUGCGCUAUCCAUCAUCCGGGAUCCUUCCGACUGGUACGUCUUCGCUGCAAUCACGAGCCAGAGCCAUCUGAUCAAUAUCUUGAUUCAAUCCGACCGGAAGCAAGGACCUACCUGGGACGACGUGACCUGGCAUGUUAGCAGGAACUCCAUAGAAGUGAAGCUACCCCGUGGUUUUCAGUUGGAUGUCAUGUUCCAGGAAGAUGACUUCAAGAUGAUCUGGAACAUUGUUCAGUACACGCGAAGGACCGAAGCAAGUCUGCAUCCCCGAGCUGGCGAAAACCUGAUUUUCUCAAACACCCUGAAAACCUUUCAGUACAUGGACCCGGGCCCGGUAAAAGCCUUCCCUGCGGAGCGGAGCGAGAGAUGCAGGAUUGCACUGUUCGAGCGGUCUGUGCAAGUGACCCAAGGCACCGGUACGCGCACUGCCCAUCGAGGCUUCCGACUGGCCGUUGUCACAAGUCCCAAGACCAAAACCCUCAGUAAUGUCCAGCAUAUUCUCGGAUACGACGCCCCGAUUGUCUUCGGUCUUUUAAGAGGGGAAGAUGGCGUACCGGCACUCAUGCUCAAAGUGACUGAAGAUGGGCGGGCUCGUUCCAUGGUACUGGGUUUCCAUGAGGUUGAGGAGCGUACAACCAUGCAGUCUCUCCUCCUGGCUAUGGGCCCAGAUGACAUGGAAUUUAGGAAGGUCACGGAGCUCUCAAUCCGAUCGUAUACCAUAGAACAGCCGCCCGACAUGGAAAAGGGCCAGCCUGCUGUGACUCAUCUUCAGUUGCCGAGUGGAAAUGUGUCUGUAAUCGACCUGGAACAUGUCGUUCCAACGCACAGUUAUGGACCGACGAUCCUGUCCGAGCAUCUGCGGGUUUUCGUGGCUUCGGAAUUUGGAUCAGUCACGGACCGUAUCAAUUUAGGCCCUGGAGAGCUGAAGUUGGGAUUGGACGCCAACAAGAAGACGGGACUCAGUCUGUACCGGCCCGGGCAGGAAGACCUGACGGUUGCCGUGGCUGAGAACCUUGUUAAUAAGGAUACACCGGCUCAGUUGACUGCAUUUGUCCAGAAAGCCAAAGUCACACCCAUGAUCCGGAAAUUUGAAUUUUCCUCAUCGGAAGAUCUCCAUGCGUUUGAGGAGGCAGUGACCGGGUUCAGAGUGCUGUUUGACGGAUUUUCUUCGUCUUUUACGAUAUCCCGACGCCGAAUGGUCGUUCCUAUUUACAAAAAGUGGGAAGCGACUCAAGUCCGAAUCCAAGUGGUUCAGCAAGAGAAAGUCAUCCAGCUGCUGGCUUUCUUCUCUGACUUCAGCCACGGUCAAUGUAUGAACUUUGUGCUCAAGGGCACGGACGUUUUGGAAGUGUUUAAUCGGGCCGGUAAGUUCGGUAUCAGGGUUGUCGACGCCAAGUUCGCACUGCCCAAGAACGACGGCGAUCCUGCAUCGGAGUUCCUCUGCUUGGACAUGCCCGAGUACCCGAUCGAGCAUGACGAUAUCUCCAUACUGUUUAAUUCGGAGACAGACCGGGCAAGCUUCCAGGCCGCCGUACCGGGGUCGGUGCGCAAGCCAUCGCGCAUGGAUUCCCUCAGGCGCUAG